ACCCCUCUCAGCGGCAGGGGGUCGAGGGUCUGAUCUCCGUCGCUCCGAGCCGCUUCGACCACACCGCCCUCUUCACCGUGUUACAGAAACACACUCUGCAGCACCGCAUGAACGACUCCUUCUCCUGCCUGGGUUGGUUCAGCCCCGGGCAGGUGUUCGUUCUGGAUGAGUACUGCGCCCGGUACGGGGUCCGGGCUGCCACCGCCACCUGAGCUACCUGAAGGACCUGAUGGAGUACUCUGAGAGCCAGGUGCUGGUGGACCCCACGCUGCUGCACUACAGCUACGCCUUCUGCGCCUCGCACGUCCACGGGAACAGGCCUGACGGGAUGGGCACGGUGACGCUGGAGGAGAAGGAUCAGUUCGAGGCCGUCAGGAGUCGCCUCAUGGCUCUGCUGGAGAACCAGAUCACUCACUUCAGGUACUGCUUCCCCUUCGGACGACCAGAUGGGGCCCUGAAGGCAACGCUGUCCCUGCAGGAGCGGGUGCUGAUGAAGGACAUCACCACUCCGGUCCCUCCGGAGGAGAUGAAGAAGCUGGUGCAGAGGUGUCUGGAGAACGCAGCUCAGAUCAACUACAGCCAGCUGAUGGAGUACGCUCAGAUCACAGUGGACCCUCAGGCCGCUCCGGAGAAGCGUCUGGAGGACAUGCUGCGCCUCGGAGAGCUCUGUGUGGAGGUCCUGACGCAGAACGAGGAGCACCACGCAGAGGUACCACGCUGUUCAGAACCACUGAGGAACCAUCGGACAGGGCCUGGAGGACAACUGUAGUCUAUUUCAUAUCACACCCUGCCCAAAUAAUCUAGUGUGGGGAGAAGUAAUUAGAUCCUUCACUUAAGUAAAAGGGCUGUAAAAAUACUCAGUUAAAAAACCUAAUCACGUAAAUGUGCCUAAAGUAUUCAAAGCCAUAGUGUUUGCAGACGAUCCCUCACCAGCAACUCAAACUGAAAUGGAGAUGAUUAAACCGGAAGUUAUGCAAAACAGCACAGGGAUAAUGUUGUUGUGAUUUCCCAUUGCUUUUUUUAUUUAGCACUAUUUUUUGAUUAGUUAUUUUAAAUAAAAUAUGCAUAGUCCCCAAUAAAGAGGGGCAAACCUGAGUCUCCUGGAUAAACCAAAGAUACAAAUACUCCAAGUUCAAAGAACCGUCUCCAGCGUAAUCAUGAACAUGUACUAAAAGUAUUUAAGUAGUAGAACCUUUAUUUAUCCAGGAAAUUCAAUUCAGAACAUUCGAUACUUGAUACAAAGUCAUUUAAAGCGAGUGUUUGCAGACGAUCCCUCGCUGCUGGAAAACAUUUCUAAAAGUUAAAUGAUCCAAUGUAUGAAUGAAUUGAUACUUUAUGUACUUCCAGUCUUCUUCUCCUUAUGUUGAAUAUUCUUGAUUUUAAAACCAGAAACUAAAACUAAUAAAAGUAGAAAGUGGCAUUAAAACAAAAUGAUCAGAUACACAAUGAGAUCCAAAGCAAACAUGUUUGUUCCCUGACUCCUUAUACAACAGUAUCAUCAGUGACUUUAAAUACUAUAUGCGUGUACAAUAUAUACUUUAAUACAAAAGGGCGAUGCUGUCUUUGAGCCCCCGGGUAAACCAAUUGAUUAAGAUAUAAUACACUUGGGAAAGUUCAUAUUUGCUAAGUAUCUCUAUUUCCCUCUGUAUCUCCUCUUCCUCUCUCUCUUCCUCGUCCUCUCUCUCUUCCUCUUCCUCUCUCCCCCCCGCUGUGAUUGACAGCCGCAGCGUCUCUUGAUCAUUUCAUUAACUUUUUUGAUCACUUUUCGCCUCACUGUCCAUUUGUUUUCCUCCUCCCCCGCUCGCUAAGUGGCGGCUGACACAGGAAGUGGCGCUGCUGAUUCCUGCUCCCUGAACACACCACGAACACACCACGAACACACCACGAACACACCGCCCACGGCCCAUAUGCAAACGCCGCGGUGUUCAACUGAUCAAUCAUAGGUGUUGAGACGGAGGCAUCUGUUUCUCACAUUAAUAACACGCCGCUGCCAUGGAGACCGCGCGUCUCUGCCCCGCGAUGCUAACCACAAAUUAGAGGCUUUUUACCACAAGCUGUCACAGAUUAAAUAUAGAUAUGAUUCAUAAUUGUUUACUCGGUGACUGUCACGUCCUCGCUCCACUCCGUGUUGGUUUCUCUCAGUGGUUCCUCUCGAAGAAGAAGAAGAAGAAGAAGAAGAAGAGAAGAAGAAGAAGAAGAAGAAGAAGAAGAAGAAGAAGAAGAAGAAGAAGAAGAAGAAGAAGAAGAAGAAGAA
Molecule: messenger RNA, 2254 nt
Organism: Gymnodraco acuticeps
Lineage: Eukaryota; Metazoa; Chordata; Actinopteri; Perciformes; Bathydraconidae
Product: calcium-dependent secretion activator 2-like
Exons: 6
Coding region: 230-769 (179 amino acids)
Biological process (GO): dense core granule exocytosis; synaptic vesicle exocytosis; positive regulation of exocytosis
Cellular component (GO): glutamatergic synapse
Source: RefSeq, a predicted model, not a curated record